Molecule: messenger RNA, 495 nt
Organism: Mesitornis unicolor (brown roatelo)
Lineage: Eukaryota; Metazoa; Chordata; Aves; Mesitornithiformes; Mesitornithidae
Gene: RBP7
Product: retinol binding protein 7, cellular
Exons: 3
Biological process (GO): fatty acid transport
Cellular component (GO): nucleus; cytosol
Molecular function (GO): fatty acid binding
Source: RefSeq, a predicted model, not a curated record
GUAUUGACUUUGCAACACGCAAAAUAGCAAAAAUGUUGAAGCCUCAGAAAGUGAUCAAACAAGACGGUGAUUCAUUUUAUAUUCAUACCACUAGCACAUUCAGAGAUUAUUCGCUUCAGUUCAAAAUUGGAGAAGAGUUUGAAGAAGAUAAUAAAGGCCUGGAUAACAGAAAAUGCAAGAGCCUAGUUACCUGGGAAAAUGACAAACUUGUCUGUGUCCAGAUUGGUGAGAAGAAGAACAGGGGCUGGACUCACUGGCUUGAAGGAGAUGACCUCCACUUGGAGCUUCGUUGUGAGAAUCAAGUAUGUAAACAGGUCUUCAAGAGAGCUUGAAUAUGUGUACUGGUUCCUACAUAGAGAGACAGCUACAUACAUGCAUCCUCAUGUCCAGUGAUGGCUGUACAGACAACAACUGGUUAUUUGUACCUUUUAACCUAAAUGUUCUGAUGUUUCUGGCUCAGGAAAUAAGUCUGCAGUUGCCAGUGUUAAAGAUCUG